Messenger RNA from Astyanax mexicanus (Mexican tetra), 1697 nucleotides. RefSeq lists its product as uncharacterized. The record is from RefSeq and is a predicted model, not a curated record. The transcript is spliced from 6 exons. Bases 1 to 1491 code for a protein of 496 amino acids. Lineage: Eukaryota; Metazoa; Chordata; Actinopteri; Characiformes; Acestrorhamphidae.
AUGCGGUCCUGCACGGCUACUCUCAGUGUGCUGCUCUUACUUGUUACUGUGUGUGAAUCAGCUGUUACUACAGUGAAGGUGAAGCUCCAUGACUCUGCUGUUCUCCCCUGCACUGGGAGAUGUUCUGGAGUGAUCAGCUGGACUAUGUUCAGUAAAUCCUCUGAUAUUCUGGCUGAGUGUGAUCAGACUUCCUGCAGAUCAGUGAAGGAGGGAUAUCAGAUGAUCUAUAAUCAAUACCUGCAGGGAGAUCUCUCUCUGAUCAUCACUGAAGCUGAUUUCAGUAAGAGAGGAAUAUAUACCUGUAACUGUGAUAAGAAGGAUCUCUGUGAUGUUCGUCUACAGAUUGAAGCUCUACAAACAACAGUCCAGAUAAAACCUGGUGAAUCUCUGCAGCUGGAUCUGCACAUAUCAGAACGAUUGGAGGUGAUCUACAGCAGCACUGAUCCAGCUAAACCAUCCAAUAUUCAGAUCUGCAGAGUGGAGAAACGCUCAGUAAAGCUGAAUCGUGAAUAUUCAGAGAGAGCAUCAGUAUCAUCUGCUCUGGAGCUGAGAGGAGUGAAGGAGUCUGAUAGUGGAGUUUAUACUGUACGAGACUUACUGAAUGAUGAGAUCAUCCAUAUCUACACAGUGAUCGUACACGUUGAAUCAGCUUUACCUUCAGUGAAGGUGGAGUUUAACGGUACUGCUGUUCUGCCCUGCUCUGAGAGAUGUUCUGGAGUGGUCAGAUGGUCCAUCCUCUCCAGAUGGUCUCAGAAUCCCUCUGAUAUUCUGGCUGAGUGUGAUCAGACAUCCUGUAGAUCAGUGAAGGAGGGAUAUCAGAUGAUCCAUGAUCAAUACCUGCAGGGAGAUCUCUCUCUGAUCAUCAGUGAAGCUGAUUUCAGUAAGAGGAGCUGGUAUAGCUGUAAUUGUAAUAAUAAAGAGAUCUGUGAUGUGAGUCUUCGUCUUGAGCCUCCUGAGUUUUCUCUGCAGAUGAAGGCUGGAGAGUCUCUCACUCUGGACUUUCCUGUAUCAGAACCAGUGCAGGUGAUGUUCAACAGGACUGGAGACGCUAACGCAGUUCCUGUGAAGGUCUUUGAGGGGAGUAAAAUCCAGUGUGACCCGGCGUAUGAGGAAAGAGCAGUGCUGGGUCCACAGCUGAAGGAGCUGAAGAGCUCGGACAGUGGUGUUUACACCAUAGUGGACACCAAGAACGAGGAGGUGGUGUCCAUAUUCAGAAUCACAGUUAUAGAGGAGAAGAGGAGCUGGGUUUGGAGGUUUUGGGAGAAAGAUGAAUGUUUUAUCGUUUUUUUUGUAGGGGUGGGGCUUGGAGUGUUGGUGGGCAUCUUUGUCCCACCACAGAUAAUGCGAUUCAGUAGAUGGCUGUGGAGAAAAGUAUGGUGUCCACGUGGUGAUGAUAACAGUGAAAAGAGUUCUGCUGCUGCUGCUGCUGGGGGCAGUGAUCAGUCUCCUGGUUCUGAAGGUGUUCCCCUGAAAGAGCCCAUCUCAGAUUAGUGUAUGGAAACACGGACUGUAAUGGAUCAGAUCCUUCAUGUUGCGUUUCUGUGUGAGAAAAGACAGACGACUGAAGAUCAGCGUCAGCCACGGAUUCGAAACCCUAAUUGGCAUUGUGGUAGAUUGGCCUUAAGAUAACAAGCUUAGCUUAAAUAAUCAUGCUAGCCAAAGCCUUAACCUAUAAUUAAAAGCACAUAUUACACAAA